AUGGGACCCCUGAGGGGAGUAAGGGUGGAGAGCGCCCCGCUGCCCUCCAGCCCCCGCCGCCCUCCGGCGGCCAGCAGCCGCUCGAUCACGGGACCAAUCAUUGAAAACAAAUACUUAUCUGACUUACUUCUGGCUCUUACCUGGCUCAUAGAAACAGCUGGACAGCCAGAGAACAAGAUCCCAGUAUUUGCAAAUAAAAAGAAACUUAUCCAAGUUGAUUGUAAUUGGCAAACUCAACAGGAUAUUUCCUCUUUUGUUUACAGACUUGAUAUUUGCAAGUUCCCUGCCUUGACAGCAGUCACCAUGGAUAGUGUGUUCUUAACAGAGGACAAAGCCAACUCUGUGUUAAAAAGAUACCCAAGAGCCAACACGUUUCUGGAAGAAAUAAAGCAAGGUGACAUAGAACAUGAAUGCAGAGAAGAAAUCUGCAGCUAUGAAGAAGCAAGGGAAGCGUUUGAAAAUGAGGAAAAAACGAAGGAGUUCUGGAAAGUCUACAAAAACGGACUCCAGGGAGAAAGUAACACAGGACAUAGCUGGUAUUCAUUUUACCUUGCAUUUCCAUUAAUCAUUGGCCUUUUUGUUAUCCUCAUUGUCAUUUUUGUCAUCUGGAGAUGCCUGUUUAAAAAGAAAAUGCGUAGGCAGUCGGUGUACGUGCACCGGGGAGCCCACGGAGCGCUGGGCGAUGGUGCUGAUGGCAGAGGGCCCCUCCCGCCGCCUCUCAGCAUUGUUCAUUCCCCACAGGAGGAAAUGUAUGAAGUCAGUGGGCUCUCUCCAGGAGGUCUGAGCUAUUCGGACGCACGGUCAGACUCAAUAUCCACAAGGCUCUCAAACUGUGAUCCUCCUCCUUCCUAUGAGGAAGCCACUGGGGAAAUCAGUGUGAGAAGAAGUGAAACUGAACAACAUUUAGAUCCACCCCCACAAUACGAAGACAUUGUGAAUUCCAGUUCAGCCAGUGCCAUUGCACUAACCCCCAUUGUCACCAGUACUAAGUAA
Molecule: messenger RNA, 993 nt
Organism: Cinclus cinclus
Lineage: Eukaryota; Metazoa; Chordata; Aves; Passeriformes; Cinclidae
Gene: PRRG1
Product: proline rich and Gla domain 1
Exons: 5
Coding region: 1-993 (330 amino acids)
Cellular component (GO): extracellular region
Molecular function (GO): calcium ion binding
Source: RefSeq, a predicted model, not a curated record